Messenger RNA from Nothobranchius furzeri (turquoise killifish), 4750 nucleotides. NCBI's taxonomy places the organism in Eukaryota, Metazoa, Chordata, Actinopteri, Cyprinodontiformes, Nothobranchiidae. The record is from RefSeq and is a predicted model, not a curated record.
CCACCGGCACCCUGGAGGAGGCUGAGAUAUCCCCCUGCCAAAUGCCGCUGAAUGUGCUCACUCCCAAGGCCCUAAGUGUGUGUUUGUGUGGAAUGUCGUCAGUGGAAGUGUAUAAGGUGCAAAUAAAUUGGGGGGCAGGUUGUCACAGGAAUGCGGAAAUGGGUCCAUACCCGCACUCCCUGAUAUGCCCACCCCCCAAGGUCCUAUGUGUAUGUUUGUGUGAUGAUGUGAGGGAGCAGGAGGAGAGAAAUAUGCGGGGAUGGGGAGGAAUGGCUGGUUGGGCUUAGCCCUCCAGGGAGCCAAAAAUAAACUUUUGACAAUAUUACAUUCAAAUGUGAAAAACUACAAGUUUCUGUUAGAAACAUAAAACAGAAGUGACUCAAAUAUGCACGUUACUUCCACAUUUUAUCAGCAAAAAAAAGUUGAUUUGGGGGUGACUUGCUCUUUAAGGGCAAUUCUCAUCUGUUUUGUUUAAUCUCAUCUGUAGACAUUUAUUAUAAUUGAGGAUGUCAAACAACUAAUUUUUAAAUGUAAUUAAACAUAGGCUGUGAAUUAAUCAAAAUUAAUCACCAUUUCCACAAAUGACUGAAAAAAUACCAAAUAAACCAAAAGUAAAUGAAUGCCAUCCUCCUUGUGAUGAUGCCCUGGGCAACUGCCAUAAGUCACAUCAAAAAAUGCUGCUGAUCAUUCCAAUGAUCCCAAAUAGACUCACAUUAGACCACAUGAAAGCAACUGAACCCAAAAAUAUAUUAACCAGUAGGGCUGCUCAAUUAAUCGAAUUUUAAUCACGAUUACAAUCUGAGUUUUGAACGAUUAUAAAAAAACAAAACAAGCCGAUUAUUUGCUCCUCCCGCUUGCGCUGCCCUGAGUUGCAAAUGAAGCGUUCCUCCACAGUGUUGCCAACUUAGCGACUUUGACGCUAUUUCUAGCAGCUUUUCAGACCCCCUUCUUGACUUUUCAAACUUAAAAGUACCUAGCAAACACCUCAGAAACAUCUCUGGGAACCCUUAGCUAUUUUCUGGAUAACUGUCGUCAACAUUUCCUGCAGGUUAGCUUAACAGCUCUCGGAGCUGGCUCCCUGUUGGAUUAACCAGAGUGAGUGACACACACACCGCACCUGCGGACUCCUGAGCCACUAAAAAUGACUAAAUGUGCGUGUGCGGCGCGCUAAACACACGUGCAGCUUGCCCCGAUUGCUGUGAGACCGGGUUGGGGGUGUAGCUGUGGUUGGGACAAUUAUUACAUUAACUGAUGGACCUGUAAAUAAAUAGUUUAUAAAUAAGGUAGAAAUAAGUUCCUCACGCUGAUAACUAAUAACUAAUCUCUCCGAGGACACGGUGCUUGUGCACUCUCCUACAGCACCUUGACACGACUCAAUGUUAUGCAACAUUUUGUGAACAUCAAUUUCUUUGCAUUUAUUUGUUAUAAAUGUCACUGUAUAAUUCUUGCUGUCAGUAUUUGCAAGGUAUUGGUAUUUGGGUCUGUACUGGUUAGACUUACAUGAGUUAAACCAAGGUCUAUAGCCCUUGGGUCAUAGACUGUGAGCUAUAAGUAUAUUGGUCUUUUUAUACUGGGAAUCAGGAGUUAUUUUAGUGAUCAUCUAGUUUAUUAUUUUUGUCCUGAUUGUGCCCUGAGCAAUUUUAUGACUUAAUAAAAACAAAUAAAAUCAACAUAAAUUGAAAAAUCGUCCUAAAUAAUCGUGAUCUCAAUUUCAGUCACCAUAAUCGUGAUUAUUAUUUUUGCCAUAAUCGAGCAGCCCUAUUAACCAGUAAAUAACUGCACUCUCACACAACACGCCUGUGUCACUCACUCAACCUCCUCUAGGGAGGCACCGCAGAGCCGCUCAGACUCCAUUACCCAACAUCCCCAGCGCCAAGCUUCCGGUUCACGUCACCCGCCAAAUCUAUUUAAGGAAGUGCCGCACAACACCGACUCACGUCGGCAUCAACCAUCAAGCAUUAACCAACCAGGUGCGAGGUCCGCACGGCUCCGCGCGGAAAAGUUGCGUCAUUUUAACAACCACGCCCCUCCACCGCGCCUCCGCACGGCCCAGAAUUUCCGCAACGCACACCUCGGAAAAUUUCUAACCACGCGGAAAAACAUGGCGGACCAGCAAGAACUACUAUGGCAGAGGUUCGUAAAUAGACAUUUGUAUGAUUCAGCUCUCAGAGGUCACCGUGAUCAACAUGUUGUUAAUAGUUCUUGGAGAGAAAUAGCUCGCACUGUCGGAAAAGACGAGAACGCUGUUAAAAAUGCUGAAAUGCCAUGUUGUAAACAAGGCCGCCCCCUCACGUCCAGACAGUCCAGGAGAAGAAGCCGGUAUAAGAGCAUUCCCAGGUCUGGUCACAGCCCAUGCCUUUUUUCAAGGAAUCAGGCUCGUGAUGGGACACGGACCAUACGCCAAACUGGUCGUAGUCUUCCUCUUUACCUCACUGGGUUUCAUGCUCCACACUGGGAUUCAGAAAUGACUUCCAGAAUAUUCUACUGGUCAUCAUGUAACAGAAACGACGUCUUGACGUGGGCCGCUGCUGUAAAAAGUGAGGCGCGAACCAGAAAAGCUUCUGCCGAACACAAUUCAACAACGGAUUAUGAGAGAACGGAUAACGCUCGAAACACGCAGAUUCUUCCUGAUGUGAGAGUCUCUGCAGAGGUUUCUCCCCCACUGCCUGAUACUGUGCAAGAUGAUGCUGUGGCGUGGAGUUUGCUGCCCCCUGUCACCCCACGUCUCUGCAACUCCGAAGCUCUCUCCAACCUGUCGUCCAGUUUGGGUCACCUCACCUCUUCGCAACAGGAGGAGCUUUCUCAUCUAAUUCACUCUUUUCCGGAACUAUUUUCAGACGUGUCCAGUCAGACCCACCUAAUAACUCAUGACAUCAGCCUUACUGAUUCCGUCCCCGUUCAUAUGCACCCUUACAGGGCUAGUCCGAUGAAGAGGGAACUAAUGAGAAAGGAAGUAACUUCGCUAUUAGAACAUGGCCUAGACAAGCCCAGCACCAGUUCCUUGAGCUCACCAUGUUUACUGGAAAAUAAACCUGAUGGCUCAUAUAGGUUUGUUACUGACUACCGCAAGUUAAAUGCAAAAACCGUCCCAGAUUCGUUUCCUUUGCCUCGUGUAGAGGAUUGUGUGGAUAGUGUGGGUUCAGCUACAUUUGUUACUAAACUAGAUCUUCUAAAAGCCUAUUGGCAGGUGCCGCUAACUCCGUUUGCAUCUAAAGUGUCUGCUUUCGUCACUCCAGAUAACCUGCUCCAGUACAUCGUGUUGCCGUUCGGUUUGAGGAACGCCCCCGCUACUUUUCAGCGUUUUCAGCAAGAACUACUUCUUCUGCCGCCAACCAUGCAGGAAGAAUCACGCCCCUCCCAGAGACACCCUCUGUCGUGGCUGGAUGAUGAUGCAGAGAUGGUGGCUGCUUGUAAAUCUGUGGAAGACUCCCUCAUCUCAAAGCAACCAACAAUAGGAGCUGCAGCGACCAGGACGUCGCCAAAGGCUCCUGCUCUACAGCGGCUGUUGGUUCUCCUGCUCCUGCUGAUCCCUCUGCUUCUGAAUCCCCUGCUGGUCCGAUAGCUGCUUCUUCUGGCUCCACUACUCCUCCUGGUCCCUCUGCUGGCUUUUCUGCUGAUGUCCUGGACAAGGUUUUAAGGAACAGGACGGACCUUGCGAUGCCAGUCUCUCGGCCUGCUGCUACUCAGCCACAGCUUCAGCCCCAGGUGAAGCCUCAAUUUCAACCUCAGUCUCUGCUACAGCCUAGAAAACAGACUCCUGUGAGUUGUGAAACAGUUGUAGCCUCUUCCACCUCUACGCUAUCUGAAACCCCUUGGCACACAGUCAGGCCCAUUGUGCCUAAGCGGUCUCUGUUCAGUCCAGCUCCAGCCCUGCGUCGCUCCAGCCUUCUGCCAGUCUGGUGUUUCCUGAGGCCACUGCUACCUCGUCUCCAUCCCCAUCAUGGUCCAGGGACACGCUUUACAAGUGUAAACAGGAGCUUUCCUUCUUUGGGGAGGGAAAUAAAUCCAGGGUGCAAAACAACCCUGUGUGCAUGAUCUGUGGACAGGUGACUCAGGGACACAAAAAAUACAAAAGGAAGAGCUUCUGUACUGUAAAAAUGAUGUCCACAUCAAAGGGUCUCACAGGCAUUUUAUUUAAAAGUUUUGAGGAGUUUAUGUUGGUUCAAUGUCCGUUUUACCGCGGGUGUCAAUACCAACACUCUGGCACAGCGCGUUACCUCCCGAUGAGCAGGGGCUUGUCACCUGCUGUCUUUAGGAAGCGACUACUCGAUGACAAACAUGAAAAGUUACUACAGAGCAGUGAAAUCGACUAGUUCAUACAACCCCAAGUUUGUAGUGUUCGUAUGUCCAAUAUUUUCAUCAAUCAGCAACUGAAGCGCUGCUACCUGCUGUUCUUUCAGUGGACUGUCAAAUUCUGGAAUCACAAUCACAACGUCCGCAACUACUCCAUAUUCAGCUGCCACAUCCCAGUCAAUGUCCGACUCUUGAAUAUCCUGAUAAUUGGACCAAACAAAUUUAAACACCACAAUUAUUAUCAUUCCCUUAUUGCAUCACAGUUAUUAGCCAAUAUUGACUUGUUUAAACCUUAUGUGGAUUACCAAACUUUUCAAGCUAUUUUACCAGCUGAUCCAUUUAAGCAAAUGAACUUUAACAUUAAUUCCAAAUACUUUAAUUUGUUUCACAUUUGAUGCUGUUCACUUAGGACUCAUUCCUUUUUAUUUUGAAUGAAUUAAAAAGAAAUGCACCUCAA